Messenger RNA from Culex pipiens pallens (northern house mosquito), 1722 nucleotides. RefSeq names its product zinc finger protein 726-like. Gene Ontology annotation, molecular function: DNA-binding transcription factor activity, RNA polymerase II-specific; zinc ion binding; RNA polymerase II transcription regulatory region sequence-specific DNA binding. The record is from RefSeq and is a predicted model, not a curated record. The transcript has a single exon. The coding region runs from base 68 to 1690 and encodes 540 amino acids. Gene Ontology annotation, cellular component: nucleus. NCBI's taxonomy places the organism in Eukaryota, Metazoa, Arthropoda, Insecta, Diptera, Culicidae. Gene Ontology annotation, biological process: regulation of transcription by RNA polymerase II.
UAUUUUAAUCAGGAAUUAAUCAUCUCCACCUCGUAGACCAAAUUUGACGAGAAUCCAACAAAGAGCAAUGACGACCCGCCAGGGGGUCUGCGCCGUGCCAGGCUGCGACGCAUCCGGCCGUGACUUUGGCACCUUCUUGUUUCCCGUACCUCCCGGCGGUUCUUCGCAGCGCACCCGCUGGCAGGAAGCCCUCGCCAGUAGGCCGCUGACCGAAUCCGAUCUCGUCUGCUGGAAUCACUUUGAGCUGGGGGCGCAAAUAUCCUGCAAUGGUGCGGACUUCCGGCUGGCGGACGGGGCCGUUCCGAGGUUGUUUGUUGGCGGUGCGUUGGUGGAGGGGAACGUGGAGCAGUUUUGUCGACUCUGUGCGAGACGGUUUGAUGGAGGGGAGGUUGGGAGUGAUCUGGCUGGGAUGUACACGUCGGAGGAUUCGAGCUUGUUUUUGAACUUUCUUCUGGGAGAUUUGGAGGACAGUUUGUGCAGGUUGGCGUGCGAGGAGUGUUGGGGACAGGUGAUGUGCUCGAUGCGGUUGGUUCGGAGUUGUAGGAGGGCGGCGAGGGAGCUGGAGAGGGUGGCUGGUCGGACACAUGGUACCGAAGAAGUGCUGCUGAAGCCGGAACUUCAAGCAGAGAUGGAUGUGUUUGGGGAGAUUCCGAUCGAUCCGGUGGAACUGGAGGUGAAGCUGGAAGUUGAGAGCUUGGAGAGUUUGAGUGAUCGAGAAGAUGAUGGAGGGUCAGCUGAAGAAGAUAGUGAUGCGCUGGAGCUUGCAAAACACAAGAUAAAGCAUCGAGGUGAAUCGUCAAGGAAGAAGAAGCAAACUGAGGAUGAUAGCUCGGGUCCCUUCGAGUGCUCGGAGUGUCCUCUUAUCUUUGAGAGACGUAAGCAACUGGCCAGUCACAAGAAGAAGCAUAACGGGAAGGUUCGUAAAGGCAGGCCUCCAAAGAACCCCGACGAGUUGUACGAGUGCGAGUUCUGUGACUUCAAGUGCAAACUGCGCCAGGCGAUGGCAGGCCAUCGUUCGUCCCACUCGGACCAGAUUAGGAAGACCAAACCACCGGAAAAGAUCUACGACAGUGUUUGUCCGAUCUGCGGGAAGGUUCUGGCGACGCGUGGAUCUUUUCUCACCCACAUGAAGAUCCACAACAACCAGCGCGAUUUCUCGUGCGACGUGUGCGGCAAGCAGUUCUUCAAGAAGAAGCAACGAGACAUGCACGUUGAAUCCUUCCACGAGAAGAAACUAUUCAUUUGUAAGGUCUGUGGCGUCACCUGCAAGUGGGAGAACUCGCUGGAGCGGCACAUGCUCAAGCACGAGGCCAACUCGUACAAGUACGAGUGUACGCAGUGCGAAAAGAAGUUCCUGACGGCGUACCUCCUGAAGGCGCACAUGACCAAGCACACCGGCCAUCAGGUGUUCUGCGAAAUCUGCGGCGCAGGCUUCCGGUUCAACUUCCUGCUCACCCAGCACAAGAUUCGCGAACACGACAUCCAGGUCGAGGGCGUCAAGCUAUACAAGCGAUUCCAGAAGGGCAUGCGGAAGGGCAGCAACAAACGGAAGAGUCAACAAGAAGCGGAGGUUCCAGCGACAUCCCAGCCGGAACAGCCUCCGAUGAUACCGCUGCUCUUCCAGCAAACUGAAUCUCCAGCAAUACUUCCUAAUGUAGUUGGGACAGGCCAACAGGCCAGCAAUUAUUAGUUUAGCAAUAAAAAAAUAAUCUCCAAACACUU